This is a messenger RNA of Aphanomyces astaci, 959 nucleotides long. RefSeq lists its product as hypothetical. The record is from RefSeq and is a predicted model, not a curated record. Gene Ontology annotation, cellular component: membrane. The transcript has 4 exons. The coding region runs from base 27 to 839 and encodes 270 amino acids. NCBI's taxonomy places the organism in Eukaryota, Oomycota, Saprolegniomycetes, Saprolegniales, Verrucalvaceae.
UACAACGUUCAUCGGUGCAUUCAACCAUGGGCGAGCACCCGACAUACGAUUCGAUUCCAAUGGCAGUGGAGUCGUCGAAAGAACCGUCUUCACGUUGCUCAAAUGUCCUCGUAUCCACAGUCGCUGGGGCGUUGUGCUUGGUCGUGGUCGUGGGCCUGUGGGCGUUUACUCAAACCCAAACGUUCCGUGACUUGGUCCGCUGGGAACAGACCCAUCAAGUGUCCGGCGGACUCAUUUACGUGCUGAUCUACGCUGCGUGUGUGAUUUUGUGCUGCCCUUCGACGGUGCUUGACCUCUUGGCGGGGUAUAUUUUUGGGUUUGGCGUUGGAACAGCAGUCGCUGUUGGGGGCCGGACACUAGGAUCCGUCGCUGCCUUCUUGCUUGGUCGUUAUGUCAUGCAAGACACAGUUCGGCAAAAGCUACACGAUGGACAGCCAAUGCUACGGGCUUGGGCUUUGCUACUCGAGCGCAACGAGAUCCAGUUUGUCGUGUUGGUGCAGUUUGCCUACAUCCCGCUCUUUGUCAAGAACUACGGUCUCGCCCUCUUGAAUGUGUCAUUUGGCCUGUUCCUGUGGACACAUGUCGUCUGUGGUGUCCGAACUUUGCUUACAGUGUACAUUGGCCACAGCGCCACGCACAUGACGGAGCUCCUAAAGUCUCAUGCUGCGAGCGGAGAUACCGUGAUCGCUCAAGAAAUGUUGAUGGUCGUGGCAGUGGUGUCGACGUUGCUGCUCGUGGCUGUGGGAAGUUAUCGAACCAAGCAAUACCUCGACGAACUGGCUGCUAGUGAGCUCGUACCUCCAGUAGAUAAGGAUAGAAUCGUUAACUGUGAAGUGUGAUGCAGUACGGUUUGAGUCAUCCAAAUGCAGCCAACCUAGCCACUGUCCACGACAUACUACUCCAGAGCCCACUAUAUCGCAUAUCGUGUCGAAAUUGUCCACCAAGGACGACGGCGCGUG